AUGGGAAACGUACAGAUAUCCAUAGCAAUAACCAUAGCAGCCAUCUGCGUGAUCGUAGUUUUGUUCGUGAUAUUCUUCACCUUCUUUCACUCCGUUAACUUUUUAAGUUGGGUGCAAGCGUGGAUCUUCUCUAACAAGGAAGAGAUGAUAGGACUAACAAAGCUUAAAGGACACUACAACGCUAAUGGGUAUCUGGUUCACUCCGACUCCGACAUUCAACUGAACUGCGGCACUGGUAGUUUUAAAAGAUUCGAUUCCGUAGAUAGGGAUUUUAGGAUAACAGUAGCCUCUACUAGCUUUAUGGGUGAUGGAUGCGGGACCAAUUACGAGGGAGAGACCUCCAUUCCCCCCCAACCCCUGAGGCCUGCACCUGUGCCUGCCAUGACAUCAUCGCAAUCUACAGAAAAUUCCGUGAUGACUAGAAAAAAUAACGAAGAGACAACAAGAACCAUCGAGACCACAUCAAUAUCCCCCAUCCCCAGGCCCGUAUCAGCAGUCAACGUGGCCAACCUGAUCUCCCAGUCGUCGUUCCCCGUCUGCAUCACGCCCCCGCCCAGUCCCUGCUCACCGGGAAUGGCGCCCAGUCAGCAGGUUCCGUUGGCCCAAUGCGAGGAGGCCGAUGUCAUAUCGGGCGUCUUGAAAAGGGCCAUGUCUUGCGAUAGCAUCUGCUCAGACACUUCCGUUGCCCUGGGGGACCUGGAGAUGUUCAAUGUAACGGGGUAUUUGUGUAUCGGCCUAGAAUAUGACAGCGAAUGCUGGGACCUGGUGGUGAAUGUCUUGGAGGCCAAGGAUCUGUGUGGCGUGGCGAGGAGGGACGACUUCCUGGACAGCUACGUCAGAGUGUCCCUGCUGCCAGACAAAGAAGCCACCAUUCAAACGAAAGUUUAUCGCAGCACGGGCAGCCCCAGUUACAAGGAGAGAUUCCUUUUUUCACUCAACCCCAGGGAACAAUCGCAGAGGCUGCUCUGCUUUCACGUUUACGCUACCGACUUUCUGUCUCACACCCUCAUCGGGGAGGGCGAGAUCCGACUGUCGGAUAUCAGCCUCAGACAGCCCGUCACUACGUGGGUUACCCUUACCGACACCGGACAGAAAGGAACAGAAUUCGGGGAGCUGAUGUUUUCCAUAAGCUACUUACCCACAGCAGAAAGAUUGACCGUAGUUGUAGUUAAGGCUAGAAAUUUAAAAUUUCGGAGCGAUUCUCCAGGAGAGGCCUUCGUUAAAGUUUAUCUGAUGCAACAUGACAAAAAAAUUAACAAGAAAAAGACCUCCACGAAAAAGGGAGAGAGGAGUCCCAUUUUCAAUGAAGCCAUGAUGUUCAGCGUCCCUGCUCACACAUUGUCGACAAUCCAACUGCGACUGACCGUAGCUGAAUCGUCGACCGAAGACAACAACGUGAGUGGCUACCCCAUAGGCCACGUGAUCGUGGGCGCUCAGGCGAGCGGCCGUUCACUCAGCCACUGGAACCAAAUGUUGACUGCCCUUAGGCGACCUGUGGCGAUGUGGCACACUCUCAGGAAAUAG
Molecule: messenger RNA, 1524 nt
Organism: Anoplophora glabripennis (Asian longhorned beetle)
Lineage: Eukaryota; Metazoa; Arthropoda; Insecta; Coleoptera; Cerambycidae
Product: synaptotagmin-12
Exons: 9
Coding region: 1-1524 (507 amino acids)
Biological process (GO): calcium-ion regulated exocytosis; cellular response to calcium ion; regulation of dopamine secretion
Molecular function (GO): calcium ion binding; phosphatidylserine binding; calcium-dependent phospholipid binding
Source: RefSeq, a predicted model, not a curated record